UUGGAAAUGUUGCCGGGCAACAGUGUACCUGCAGAGGAAAGUGUAUCUUACCUGUAAGCUGAGACGCAGAGGACAGCUGUUGGACCCCGGGAUGACUCAUCCCUGGUUUAGGGCAGCUUCUUUAAAUCAACGAAAGAACUAGAAAAACCAAGAAGUCCACGUCCCAGCAGCCACAAACCUCUUUAGAGAGAGAGAGAGACAUCUGAUGUGAAGAUGGCAUUAGCCAGCGGUCAUUGGGUGGAGAAAGAGAUGAGGGGAGAAGCUCCGAGUCCCAGACAUGGCCACGCCUUGGCUGUGGCAGGAAACAUGGCCUUCUUGUUUGGAGGAGCCUCCAGUUCACAAGAGGAGGACGACCCUGUUUACCAUAAUGACUUCUACAUGCUGACAGUUUCUCCUGAUGAUGUGACAUGGGAGGAGAUUCCUCAGAGUGGAGAAGUUCCCUCAGCCAGAGAAGGACACACUCUGUGUGUUGUGAAAGGGAAGCUGUAUCUGUUUGGAGGAGCAUCCAGCCCUGACGCCACUGAGUGUCUCCCGGGAGUCUACAGCUUUGAUAUCGUGUCUUUGACCUGGGAUUACUUGGCGGUCGGGGGUGUGGCCCUCAGAACCCUCACACACAGCUCUGUGGCUGUGGGAGACAGCAUCUAUGUGUACGGAGGCGUUGUGGGAGGGAAUCCAACCAACGAUCUCAUGGUUUUCAACACAGUGUCUCUCACCUGGACACCAGUGAGAACUAAUGGGUCACUACCUCCUGCCCUGAGUGGUCAGAGUUUUGCUCUGGUUGGAGAUCAGGUGUUCAUGUUUGGAGGUUAUGAUGAAGGUGGAGACUUCUGUAAAGACCUCCACGUUCUCAACACAGAGAACCUGGCGUGGCACAAAUGGGAGGUGAAGGGAGAAUCGCCUGCAGGCUGCACCGGGCAAACACUGACUGCACACCAUGAUAAAGACAUCUAUCUUUUUGGUGGCAAAAACACAAAUGAGGACGGCGCGGUGACGUCUUCCAAUGAAAUCCAUAAACUCAGCAUCGCUAAAAUGAAGUGGAAGGUUCCUCUGUACGUCGGGAUUCCUCCGGCCCGUCGCCAUGGACACACCGCCUUCAUCCUCCACAGCCACCUGUUUGUAUUUGGAGGGAAGAAUGAAGAGCAGGAGUUUAAUGACCUGAAGGCCAUGAAACUCAUUAAUCCCUCAGAGAGACAACCAGUGAUGAAGGAGAUUCUGUCAGAGUUUGGUCUGCAGGGAGUCAGCCACAGCUUCGCUCCCACAAAGGUUCCCAACGUCCGCUACGAGCUCAGCGACUCGGCUCCGUCCAGUCAGCCCAGGAGCACAGCAGCUAACACACAGGUGUCUGUCCACAGAGACUUCGGUACAGUACGAGAUCAGGCCAUGAAAAUGAUCCAGUCAGCCUUCACUCUGCUGGACCAGGAGUUCCAGAAACUGGAUCGCUACAUUUCUUUCCUCCAGGGAGAAGUCAGAGUUGUCCAAAGCUGCUGCUGCUCUGCAAAGAGAGAGAGAAGCUCACCAAGUCCACAGACAACAACAGCAACAGGAGCUGCAGGAAAUGCUGGACAGACAUCGCUGUCAAAACGAAGCCUGGCUCCGAGCGAGAGCAGAGGAGAACGACCGCGAGAGGAGGGAGCUGUGCAGACUCAGAGAGGAGGUGUUGCAGGAGCAGGAGAGGCUGAAGGAGGAGCACAGCAGCAUCCAGAAACGCAGCGAACACCUUCUGUCCAUCAUGCAGCAGUUCAAAGGAAUGUGAGAUGAUGAUGAUGAAGAUGAUGAUGAUGAUGAUGAUGACAGCUGGUCAUAAUACUAUUGGAUUAUAAUUAAAAGCCUAAUUUCAUUGAUGAAUUGAUAGAUCGGUGAUGUGAGAACAUAACAUAAUAAACAGGAGCUGAAUCACUGAUUGUCUAAAUGACCUGUUGUUGUUCUUUUAUAAGGUAAAUUCCAACUAUAAGAGGAACAGAUAUGAAAAAAAUCAAAAUCUAUUGCACUGCAACAAAAGCAGGCUUAAAGUUCUGCCGUGUCUCCAUCUGCAUGCAGUUCUGUUCAACAGUGUGAUGUUGUCCUGAUGUCAGGUGAGCAGACGGUACAUCUGAAUGUUCACGUUGCAUUUCUCUCCUUGUUUUGUCUGUGUAUAAAAGCAGUGGUGG
Scatophagus argus is the source of this 2147-nucleotide messenger RNA. RefSeq names its product acyl-CoA-binding domain-containing protein 6. The transcript is spliced from 19 exons. NCBI's taxonomy places the organism in Eukaryota, Metazoa, Chordata, Actinopteri, Scatophagidae. Gene Ontology annotation, molecular function: protein binding. The coding region runs from base 214 to 1758 and encodes 514 amino acids. The record is from RefSeq and is a predicted model, not a curated record.